GAUCCCAACCAGUCGAGAUUGAGAAGCUGCCUCUUGUACAGCGCUCAGUACAACUCCGCUUCAUAUGGAGCUCCUGCAGCGAAUUACAGCUGAGGAUUUAGUUGUCCCGCCUGCUGCUUCGUGCAGCCCAUCGGGACCCCCUGCCCUCCUCUCUCUCUCUUUCUCUCUCUCUCUCCCCGGUUUUCCCACUCGUGCUGAGAAGGAGAGGCGCAGUAGCUACGGCUAGACUGCAACUAUUAAGAAAGAAAUAUCAGAAACCCUGCUCAGAAAAGUUCAUAAAAGCCAUACAUCCAUUAGGAAAAGGCUUGGAGGCUUCAAAUCUCCCAUAACCCAGUUGAAUCUGCAGAGAAUUAGUUGUGCAAAGGCGAUAAACGGUGUCAAUGGUCGUAUAGAAAUGGAUCAUCGAGCUCCCGUCACCAGCAGCUUGACGAAAAAUGCCACAAUUCCUUGCAGUUUUACUGUUUUUCCGGAUCAACCAAUUAAAAGUGCAAAAGUCAUUUGGUGGAAACACCAGGCUUACACUGGCUCUCUCGUCUAUCAAUGUGUAAGGAACAAUGACUCGCCUGGGAACUGCACUAAAUCAACAGGCCGCUAUUCUUUUGGGGGAAAUCUCCCAGAACGGAACAUAGCCCUGCGGAUAAGUAAUGUCACAGAAAGUGAUGCUGGAUCGUACUUCUGUCGCAUCGAACUGGAAACAACCGAGAACUGCUUUACAUCAAAAGACAUUACGCUGAAAGUGAAAGAGCCCCAGAAAUUGCAGCGUGUUUAUAUUCAGACCACUGUGACGGGGGAGCACUGGGUUACAUGUGAAGUAUCUGGAACUCCUCUACCGACUGUAAACUGGACCCAGCCAGAAAACAUCAACACCUCACCCAUAUUUAUCCAGACUGGCCUCCUGGCGUCAUAUUCUCUUCCUGUGUCCCCCAAUACCAACUACACCUGUCGGAUAGAUGGAGAGGACGGGUCAGAGGCACAGUCAAUAUACAACAGUCAACAAGAAUCUACCAAGUCUACGUGUGUGUGUCAAUAUCACACCUAUAUAGCUAUGCUUGGAGGGCUGGGAGCCGUACUAGGAAUUGUUCUCUUUGUCAACCUCUUUGUCUUGGCAAGCUUCUGCAGGAGAGCUACUGCUGCCAACAAUUCUGAAAAUGCUGACAACGUCUACCAUAACUUUCCUCGUAGAGUUGACUUAGAUGGAAUCUAUAUGAAUGCCCGCAAAACUCCCACUUCAAAAUAAUCUACUAAUGUUAGUAGCCACUUUGUGAGUGAAAGGUUUAUAUGCUGGAGAAUUCUUCAGAAUUUUUUUUUUUCUUCUUUUAGGCAAGAAAUCUUCCUUUUCUCUUAUUUGCAUUUAAUUCCGUUUCAUAAAUAGAAUCAGUUCUUAUUUUGAAAGUGUUUCCAUUUUUAUACUUUCUUCUUCCUUCUGUUUUUAAUAUUUACAUGUACAGAAUGGUCUUUAAUGCAAAGUGCUAGUUUGUUCACUGUCAGUUUGUUCACUGUCAAGAACAACAGAAUGUGAAUGCCAGUCAUUGAGAAAGUCUAAUAAUAUAAAAUAUUUUGCACAAUUUGGGUUAUUCCAUUAAAUGAAACUGACCUGAACCUUCUGUAGAUACUCAUGUCAUUAUAUGAUGGCCUAAAGCCAAAACCUCAAAGCCUGCAUUAUAUAUGUCUAUAUAUACACGUAGACAGUUGCAAGAGUCUGCUUUGUAUUAACUGCACAAAUAGAGAAGCAAAAUAUCUGCACUUUAAAAUUCACUUUUAAAAAUUUGUAUUCAUUAAUCAUUUUAAUUGGUAAUUAAUGUUUUUCAGCUCCAUUACAUGAUAUCUGUGCAGCACUGCAGUGCCAGUAUAUUAACCCUGGAGUUUUGUAGCAUCUUUUAUUUAUCAGUGUACAACCCCAUUUCCAAAACUGUGCAGAAUGUAAAUAAAAAUAGGAUUCAAUGAUAUGCAAAUCA
Messenger RNA from Pygocentrus nattereri (red-bellied piranha), 1955 nucleotides. RefSeq names its product T-cell immunoglobulin and mucin domain-containing protein 4-like. Lineage: Eukaryota; Metazoa; Chordata; Actinopteri; Characiformes; Serrasalmidae. Gene Ontology annotation, biological process: regulation of bone resorption; regulation of osteoclast development; regulation of actin cytoskeleton organization. The transcript has 5 exons. Gene Ontology annotation, cellular component: plasma membrane. The coding region runs from base 395 to 1237 and encodes 280 amino acids. The record is from RefSeq and is a predicted model, not a curated record.